AUGCUUCAUAUGGAUGCUGAGUUCAUAAGUGGUGUUGUUGUUUCGUAUUCCAAGCUUCUUAAAGAAAUGAGUGGAAUGAGGAAAGAGAUCAAAGAAGUUUUAAAGACUGUGCGCGACGUUCUAUCGCACAUAAAUACAACUUGCAAUCCAAGCCUGCCUUCUUCAAGCACAUCUAAGAGUGAAUGUUUAAGUAACAUUCAGAAGCCUUGUCUGGAUAAGAAGACAGCUCUGAUGCUUCCCAAAGAGGCUUUGGAGAACUGUGUGGCAUUGGUAGGGAGGAAGGAGAAUAGGUACAGAAUUCCAAUAUCUUGCAAAGGCAGGGCCAAGAGGAGCUCGUUGAAAGCUUGUGAUUCUCAUCCAAGCUUCUUCGAGGAGAUUGGGAGGGAAGUGUAUUAUGCACAACUGGAGGAUGAUUUAUCUUAUUGA
Molecule: messenger RNA, 426 nt
Organism: Encephalitozoon romaleae SJ-2008
Lineage: Eukaryota; Fungi; Microsporidia; Unikaryonidae
Exons: 1
Coding region: 1-426 (141 amino acids)
Source: RefSeq, a predicted model, not a curated record